AUGAAGUUCACCAUCGCUUCCAUCAUUUCUAUUCUAGCGAUCACUGUCGCUGCUACACCUCUCGAGGUCCGCCAGUCUAACACAGUCACCGUUGCGCUUUCCAACGAUCAGACUGGAGCCUAUGCCAACGCUGCUUUCUCUGCUGACAAUACCGAUAAGAGUAUCAGCUCUCUCUUCGGUAGUACCUCUGUUGGAGCAGGAGGCACUGUGAAGGCGACCGCUGCCCAGCUGACGUUCUUUCCCCAAUCUAUCAACUGCGUCAUUAUCAACAAUGGUGCUACGAUUGGUACUUUGACUGCCCAGCAAACAUAUGCGGAUCUUGAUGGAAACCCCAACACAGCUAUUCCAAUCAACCUCAACAAUGCCAAGAUCCGUUGCCAUGUUUGA
Molecule: messenger RNA, 387 nt
Organism: Penicillium soppii
Lineage: Eukaryota; Fungi; Ascomycota; Eurotiomycetes; Eurotiales; Aspergillaceae
Exons: 1
Coding region: 1-387 (128 amino acids)
Source: RefSeq, a predicted model, not a curated record